AUGAUGAUAUAUACUUUAGUGCAAAAUUCAAGUAUUGAUUUUGUGGAACUCACAUAUAUUUUCGAAGAAAAUGGUGAGUCUAAAGAAAUAAAAUUAGAGAAAUCCGAUCAAUCGGCAUAUUAUAUACCAACACAAUCCAGUAUUCAACAAAUUUUGUAUAAACCUGAUGCUUUAACUACGUUAAUUAAGAAUAUCAAUAGAAAUGUUAAUCAUAAUGCUAUUGAUACAGAUCUCAUGUUCAAUAAUCGCCAUGCAUUGUUAUUUCAGUUAUAUAUUGAUGAUAUAGAAUUAACAAAUCCAAUAGGUGACCGUAAUGCUCUACAAUCAACUGAAAAUUUUAUUCCAACUCUUGGUUAUCGUAAUUCACCUGUCUAUCUGUCUGUCUGUCUGUCUGUAACAAUGGCACAAAAGACCAAUUUUGUGGUCCGAAUAACUAAUUCUCAUGGUACAAAUGAUCAUUUUUAUGGCACAAAUGGCAUUGUUACGGCAUAA
Molecule: messenger RNA, 492 nt
Organism: Rotaria socialis
Lineage: Eukaryota; Metazoa; Rotifera; Eurotatoria; Philodinida; Philodinidae
Source: the annotation of a GenBank genome assembly